CCUCGCGGACUCGGUUCGCUCUCGUGUUCGUCCGCGGAGCGCGGGACCCGCGCCCGGCGCCUCAGACAGAGGGGAGGUCUCCGUGCUUGCUUGAUCGACACACACCCCCCCUCCCCUGCAGCAGCCCCUCACACUGCUCCGCAGGAAGGGAACUCAUUAGCCCCCUGCAGUGCGGCCCGCGGCUCGGCAGCCCCCGGCCGGGCUCGGGCUGGGUUAGCUGGGCUACCGGGGGAACGGGUCCGAGGCGGUCUCUCUGAGCCACACCCCUGAAACUCCUGCUCUGCCGGCGCUUCUCCUGCAACUUUAGCGUCCGCGCGUCUGGUGGGGAAGGUCUCGCCGAGCCUCUGUCUCUCUCUCGUUCGUGCUGUUUUUCGGGGACCCUGCUUGUCUCGGAAGUAAGGGGACGAGCCGGCUCGGGCAGAUUGGAGAGGAAUGUGCGCAGUGGAACCAGUUGAAAAGACGCCCCGGCGCCCCUGACAGUGUCUGAACUCGCGGCUGGACAAGAACCGAACUCAGGCGACCUUUUCGACCCAGUGUCUGCAGCUGAUCAGGGGAUUAACAUCCUUACCGACUGUCAGAUAACUUGCCUUUUGACAUCCAGCUGCCCAAACCGUUACUCAGGGUUUAAGCUGGCCUGGUGCGGCAGUGCGGACCCCCUGACCUCCUGACCCGGGGCGGGAUGGACCGAGCCCAGCUGAACGCCAGCGCUCCGGGGGCCUCCGAGCCCAACGGCACGGCGCAGGCCGGAGGGGCUCACUCGGACUAUGAGGAGGAGAUCCUGCGCUACCUGUGGAAGGAGUACCUCUUCCCCCGGCAGUACGAGUGGGUCCUGAUCGCCGGCUACAUCUUCGUCUUCGUCGUGGCGCUGACCGGCAACAUCCUGGUGUGUCUGGCUGUCUGGAGGAAUCACCACAUGAGGACGGUCACUAACUACUUCAUAGUAAACCUCUCUCUGGCCGACCUGCUGGUCACUGCCAUCUGCCUGCCGGUCAGCCUGGUGGUGGACAUCACAGAGAGCUGGUUCUUCGGCCAGACGCUGUGCAAGGUCAUCCCCUACCUGCAGACGGUCUCAGUGUCGGUGUCAGUCCUCACCCUCAGCUUCAUCGCCCUGGACCGCUGGUACGCCAUCUGCCACCCGCUGAUGUUCAAGAGCACCGCGCGGCGGGCACGCAACAGCAUCGUGCUCAUCUGGCUGCUGUCCCUCGCCAUCAUGGUGCCCCAGGCCGUCGUCAUGGAGACCAGCAGCAUGAUCCCCGAGCUGGCCAAUCGGACCCUGCUGCUGUCUGUGUGCGAGGAGCGCUGGGGGGGGGAGGUGUACCCCCGCGUCUAUCAUGUCUGCUUCUUCCUGGUGACCUACCUGGCCCCCCUGUGCCUGAUGUUCAUGGCGUACUUCCAAAUCUUCCGCAAGCUCUGGAGUCGACAGAUCCCCGGCGCCUCGGGUGCCGUCUCUCGGAAGUGGGUGAGGGGUGCGGGGUCCAGCGAUGACGGGGGGCAGGCGCCGGGGGUCGAGAGGCCAUCGGGGUCCGCAGGGUUGGUGGCACGGCCGGGCACCGCGCCGAGCGCCGAGGUCAAGCAGCUGCGCGCCCGCCGCAAGACGGCCAAGAUGCUGCUGGUGGUGCUGCUGGUAUUCAGCCUAUGCUACCUGCCCAUCAGCGUGCUGAACGUGCUGAAGAGGGUGUCGGGCGUGUUCGACAACGCGGGCGACCGCGAGGCCAUCUACGCCUGGUUCACCUUCUCCCACUGGCUGGUUUACGCCAACAGCGCCGCCAACCCCAUCAUCUACAACUUCCUGAGCGGGAAAUUCCGGGGGGAGUUCAAAGCCGCGUUCUCCUGCUGUUUCCGGGGGCUGCGGCGGUGCCGGGGAGCGGAGGCCCGCCGCCUGGCACGCACCACCAGCCAGAAGUCGCUGACCAACGGGAGCAAGUCUGAGCCGCUGUCGUCGCGCGUGUCCGAGCACGUGGUCCUGAGCAGCGUCAGGGCCGUGCCCAGCUGAGCGCCCCCACAACACACACCAGCACGCAGCCCGGCAGACCCAUCGCACGCCCCACACCGACUGGAGACAAGCAGCGCGGCAUCUAAAUGCCUCUUGAUCGGGCUGUGUGAUCAAUAAGGGCAGGGUGGUGUUGAUCGGGCUGUGUGUGAUCAAUAAGGGCAGGGUGGUGUUGAUCGGGCUGCGUGAUCGAUAAGGGCAGGGUGGUGUUGAUCGGGCUGUGUGUGAUCGAUAUGGGCAGGGUGGUG
Molecule: messenger RNA, 2238 nt
Organism: Lepisosteus oculatus (spotted gar)
Lineage: Eukaryota; Metazoa; Chordata; Actinopteri; Semionotiformes; Lepisosteidae
Source: RefSeq, a predicted model, not a curated record